AUGGUUCUGCUCAAACUGCUUAUAGUCACUUUAACUUUUUAUCAGCUCGUUGUUUUGGAUGCUCAGAAAUGCCCAAAAGGUCAAAGACGAACACGUGGUGGAGCUGCACAACCUUGUGAAGACUGCCCCACUGGAUAUUAUAAUCCUGAAGAUAACGAUUCCCACAUCUGCAAACCAUGUAGAAAGUGUGAUAGCAAUUAUGGAAGUGCCGUUAAAGAGGCGUGCACGAAAGAGACAAACACAAAAUGUCAGUGCCGUGGAGAAUUCGUUCCCGCGGAGAGUGAUUCUUCCACUUGCAAAUGUGAAAUUGGAUUUGAACUAAAAUCCGGAGAAUGUUCAAAAUGUGAACACGGAUAUUUCAGCACACGCAUCAACUCGUCCUGUCGAAAAUGGAAAGAAUGUAAAUCAGGAGAGACAAAUGCAGGAAGCAACACCGCAGAUGUCAUCUGUAAUCCAGAUGUGGAGAGUAACCCUUCCAUCAAUACAACCUCCACAUUAAACAAAAUUGUUACUCUAAUUAAACGUUUAACAACUCAGCGUCCAACUCCGAGGAUAAUUACCACCACCACUACUACCCCGACUACCACCCCCACCUCCAUCACCACAGCUGCUCUGGGAUACAGAGACCCCCCAACGAGCAAAGGGCAGCCUCCCCACACGCCAGACACAGCCGCCUACAUUGGUCCAGGUAUGACCCUCCUCAUAUUGGGAAUUAUUGGACUGCUCGUACUGACCGCUGUGACCUGCAAGCUGAACAUUACCUCUCAACCAGCUGUACCACAAAAGGACUCAUUGUGUCGGAGGCCGGUUGAGGAAAGUGGCGAUGGCAGCCUGUCCUCUCUCAAACUGAAUCCUGUGGAGUGAUGAGGUGAAACUCGUGAGCUUUUGACUGUGAAUUGUGAGAUCAGUUAAUCAUCAUAUGAAUCAUUUUAGACUGAUCACUUAUUUCUUCCAUACUCUGUUGAUUUUAAAUCAGAAAAUACAUCAUACAAAAACAUCUACUGUAUCUGUAUUUUAGCAGGUGUAUUCGUAAUUUGCAGUAUAGUCAAUAUUUGACUUUUGUUUGUUCUUUUCUAAUAGAAUAUCAGAAGAAUCAUGUGAAAGAUUUGUUUAAAUCGUACCUCACUUUUUGUCAUUUGAAAAUCAAUUUAAAGUUAAAUAGUACUACUUCAGAUGUUAUACUUUCUUCAGUAAGAUAAUUUUACUCAAAAAAUGUACUUUCUGUGUAACCUUAAUAUUUAUUGAAAAUUUGGAUAUGCAGAUUCUUUUCAUAAUAACCUCAGAAACUAUGCCACUGAAUACCUUACAGUAUUUAAUGUUAACAGUCCUUUUUACUCUUGCUAGAAUUCACAUAUAUACAUAUGUUUUGCUGCUUUUUAAAGCCCUAUAGUGUUAUAUAAUGUGAUAUAAUGGGGCGAGUGACAGGUUUCUGAGAAAUAUACAGUAUGAGCAGGUGGCUAUAGGUAGUGACAAUAAGUACCACUUAUUCAAACAAAAAAACUACUAGAAAAGAAAAACAUUUUACUCUCUUCAUGCAGACUUUCGGUCUCUAUUUUUAGCAUGUUUUGUUUAUUCAGUUCUGUUCCACCGGUAGCUGGGUUGCGGUAGCAGAUCUGUAAAGGUAGAGGAGUUUUUAAAAAAAACAUGCUUAGUGUGUGGGGUUGGGGGAGUUCCCCAUGUGGAGUUAAAUAUGCCUCUUUUUCCCACUGAGAGAUACUUCCUGUCAUGUUUUCGCUUCAGCCGUUGGAAAGAUUGAUGUUUUAAAUGUGAAGACUUUCAUGUUGUUUAUACCUCACCGGAGAGACUUUCCCCAGUUCACUUCAGUCAGAGGAGUUAUGAAAGCAUGCCCUCGUUAUUUGUACUCACUGAUGUUUCACUGAGAAAUCAGAUACAGAGGCCCUCGAAUCUCUGGUGUGGCGUCUGGUAUCUGUCUAGCACUGUGGGACUGAAACUUGGAAAAUGCUUUUAAUUGUUCCACCUGAUUGAGUCUGUUGACAGCGCCCUCUGCUGGAAUACUUCAACUGUUGUUUCCUGUCUAAAAACAGUGGUGGACAAGGUAUUGUGACCCUUCAGUCACACACCAGCAUCAAUACAACAAUGUAAAAAAAACUCCAUGACAAGUUUAAGUCCUGAAAAGUACAGAAGUAUAGCAGAAAAAUGUCAAACUAUGUUAAAUGUAAAAGUACUCGGCAAAAAUAAAAAAAAAAAGGAUAUUAUAUGUUUUAUCAUACAUCACAUACUUUAAUGAGAUUGUUAAUAUAUAUGUAUCAGUGUGUAAGCAGCAUUUUACUGUUGUUGCUGGCCGAAGCAGAGCUUGUUUAAGUUUGUUUGUGCAGUCAGUUAAUUUAGUCCUCGGGGGUCACCAGAUAAAUUGUAGGGGUUGUGAAAUUAUUAAGGGCUCGGAAAUAUGAAGAAAAGAAAACAAACAAUCAGUGAUGCAAAUCUGUUGUCAGCUUUUGUACCUUUCUCUAAUCUUUGAUUUUUUUUAUGUGUAAAAUAUUGGAUAAUUUGAACACUGAAAUCUGAACAGUUUAGAGAGGAAGUGUCCCUUUGUUAGAUCUAAUAUCUCCAAGACAUCUGAAAUGUGACAAGAAGCCCCAGAAAGGAUGUAAACCCUUGAUUUGAUGACAGUGUGUUGCAUUUUUGUAAAUUCAUCAUGAAUAUUUUCAUAUAUAUAUAUAUAUAUAGUAAAAAGUGUGUUUCCCUCUGAAAUGCAGUAAAGUAGAAGUAUUAAGUGCCAUAAAAUGGAAAUACUCAAACUGAGAACAAGUGCCUCAAAAUUGUACUUAAGUAGAGUAUUUAAGUUCCUGGAGUUAGUAUGUCACUCUUAUUGUACUCGUAUUGUUUCUGUCAUGUAUUUUGUCUCUGGUAUUUG
Molecule: messenger RNA, 2875 nt
Organism: Epinephelus moara (kelp grouper)
Lineage: Eukaryota; Metazoa; Chordata; Actinopteri; Perciformes; Serranidae
Product: tumor necrosis factor receptor superfamily member 4
Exons: 7
Coding region: 1-864 (287 amino acids)
Biological process (GO): regulation of cell population proliferation
Cellular component (GO): external side of plasma membrane
Molecular function (GO): signaling receptor activity; cytokine binding
Source: RefSeq, a predicted model, not a curated record